Molecule: messenger RNA, 1122 nt
Organism: Lodderomyces parapsilosis
Lineage: Eukaryota; Fungi; Ascomycota; Pichiomycetes; Serinales; Debaryomycetaceae
Gene: LEU2
Product: 3-isopropylmalate dehydrogenase
Exons: 1
Coding region: 1-1122 (373 amino acids)
Biological process (GO): L-leucine biosynthetic process
Cellular component (GO): cytosol
Molecular function (GO): 3-isopropylmalate dehydrogenase activity; NAD binding; magnesium ion binding
Source: RefSeq, a predicted model, not a curated record
AUGUCUGAAUCUACAAUCACUAAAACGAUCACAGUAUUACCUGGUGAUCACGUUGGUACCGAAAUCUGUAAUGAAGCAAUCAAAGUCCUCAAAGCCAUUGAAGAAUCAACUCCCUAUCAAAAAAUCCAUUUUGAUUUCAAACAUCAUUUAAUUGGUGGUGCUGCCAUUGAUGCCACUGGCUCACCACUCCCCGAUGAAUCCUUAGAACUGGCCAAAUCGUCCGACGCAGUGUUGUUGGGAGCUGUAGGUGGACCCAAAUGGGGUACUGGAUCAGUUCGUCCUGAACAAGGAUUAUUGAAAAUCCGUAAAGAAUUGAACCUUUAUGCCAAUAUCCGUCCUUGUAAUUUUGCUAGUGAAUCUUUAUUGGAGUUGAGUCCCUUGCGUUCUGAUAUCGUUCGUGGUACCAAUUUAAUCAUUGUUCGUGAAUUAGUUGGUGGUAUCUAUUUUGGUGAACGUCAAGAACAGGGUGAAAGUGCUGAUGGUGAAACCGCAUGGGAUACUGAAAAAUACACCGUUGCUGAAGUGACGAGGAUUACUCGUAUGGCGGCAUUUAUGGCAUUACAACACGAUCCACCAUUGCCUAUUUGGUCGUUGGAUAAAGCAAACGUAUUGGCUUCAUCAAGAUUAUGGAGAUCAACCGUGGAUAAAGUCAUUUCCUCUGAGUUCCCUCAAUUAAAAGUACAACAUCAAUUGAUCGAUUCAGCAGCUAUGAUUUUGAUUCAAAACCCAACUAAAUUGAAUGGUAUUAUAAUCACAUCCAAUAUGUUCGGUGAUAUCAUUUCCGAUGAGGCUAGUGUGAUUCCCGGAUCAUUGGGUCUUUUACCUAGUGCUUCAUUGGCAUCACUACCAGAUACAAACAAGGCGUUCGGUCUUUAUGAGCCAUGUCAUGGAUCAGCCCCUGAUUUGGAAGAGAAUAAAGUUAAUCCCAUUGCCACUAUCUUGUCAGCUAGUUCAAUGUUGAGAUUGAGUUUGGAUUGCGUUAAGGAGGCUGAAGCUUUGGAAGAGGCUGUGAAGCAAGUUUUGGAUAAGGGUAUCAGAACCGGCGAUUUGAAGGGAAGUAAUAGUACAACUGAAGUUGGUGAUGCUGUUGCUGAAACUGUUAAAAAGAUAUUACAAUCGUAA